This is a messenger RNA of Diatraea saccharalis (sugarcane borer), 5561 nucleotides long. NCBI's taxonomy places the organism in Eukaryota, Metazoa, Arthropoda, Insecta, Lepidoptera, Crambidae. The record is from the annotation of a GenBank genome assembly.
GCGCAGAUAAGGCAUUAAUAAAAGAAGAAGAAAGAAGAAGACUUCCAUGCUAUCAAAAUUUUUGGAUGAAUUGGUAAUUUUUUUACCGAUUAUGUUUAUUCAUUUUGAUAUCGGUAUAUCGUUGCAUUGCAUCCGAUCCAUUCAAACUUAUUUUCCUUCUGUGGUCUGUGUCAAAGAGUAAAGUAAAAAUCAUUUUUCUACUUUACUCUUUGUUAUUUUCAUUUUCAGAAUCUUCCACCGCACCGCGCUAUAUUUUAAUAUUUUAUAUUCUGCUUUAUACGGUUAUUGUGAAAGACUAUCAUGGUUUUUAUUUAUGAGUGUUAUUAAAUAUUAUUUUAGAAAAAAUAAACCUUGAUUUGGUAAGAUUUACAUAAUAAUAGUAUGAUGGAAAGGUUAUGUUUCGAAUUGGUUAAAUCAUAAUUAGUAAUUGAUAACAUAAAUAAAUUCCACAUUAUUUUUUACAGGAAACGAAAAUGAAUAUGAAUUCAAUUUUUGCAUCGGGUCUCAAGGGAUUGCCAUCUGUAGACCCUGACUCUGUACAAUUUCUUAUGUUCACCGAUGAGGACAUUAAAAAGUUGAGUGUCGUAAAAAUAACCAGUACCACAUCGUUCGAUUCUUUGGGUAAUCCGGUCCCAGGAGGGCUGUAUGAUACUGCAUUGGGGCCAACUAGAGAAAGGCAGGAACUCUGUGCCACAUGUAGCAAUGUGUUACUUCACUGUCCAGGUCAUUUUGGUCAUAUUGAGUUGCCUUUGGUUGUAGUUAAUCCACUGUUUCUCAGGAAUAUCUACACAUUGUUUCGUAUAAGCUGCUUAAAAUGCUUUAAAAUACAAAUGGAUGAUAACACAAAGUUAUUACUAAAGCUUCAGUUACAGUUGAUUGAGGUAGGCUAUGUUACAGCUGCUUUAGACUUAGCAGAAAUUAAAGAAAUAGAAAAUGAAAGCUCACCCGGUAAAACUAAUAAGCAAAUCAAAAAGUACCAGAAGUUACUGAAAAAACAUGAUCCUAUUACUGAAGUGUUUCAUAAUAAAAAUACUGAUAGGGUGCGUUCAAAAAUAUUAAAUAAUUACUUCAAAGCACUUAGUAUUAUGAAAAAAUGUAUGUAUUGUCAAAAUAAACUGAUCAAAGUCACAACAUCUGAAGGCAAACUUAUGCAAAAUUAUAGUGCAGACAAAUCUGAAAAAGGUAUAAAAAUUUUGAUGCCAGAUGAAAUAAAAACAAUCUGUACAAAUAUUGUUAAUAAUGAUGAAGACUUGCUUGUAUCUUGUUUACCUAUGUUGAAAAAUGCUAAUGUCAAGCCGGUCACCGAUAUAUUCUUUAUGAAAGUGGUACCUGUGCUACCACCUUGUGUGAGACCAUGUAAUGUACUUCGGGGAGAAUUAUUGGAGCAUCCUCAAACCAAUGUUUAUAAGAAUAUUCUUAAUACUGCUUUUUCUGCACGAGUUAUUCUACAAGUACUGUCAUCUCCUGAUGAAGAUCAAGCUGUAAGCAAUCUAGACAAUAAACCGAGGAGAAGUUACGAAACUGUUAAUGGAAAAUCUGCAUCUGAAAAACUACAUAUUGUGUGGCAGGAGUUACAGAAAGACAUAAAUUGUCUUCUAAGUUGUGAGGGUCAAGGAGCAACUAGUCUUGGCAUUAAACAAAUCUUAGAAAAAAAAGAAGGCCUAAUAAGAAUGCACAUGAUGGGUAAAAGAGUAAAUUUUGCAGCUCGUUCGGUUAUUACUCCUGAUCCAAAUGUAGAUAUUGAUGAAAUUGGUAUUCCUGAUGCAUUUGCAAAGAAACUCACAUAUCCAGUGCCAGUCACUGAAUGGAAUGUUGAUGAAUUGAGAAAAAUGGUAAUCAAUGGGCCUGACGUUCAUCCAGGCGCUGAAAAAUUGGAAACUGAAAAUGGAAGGAUUAUUAUGAUACCUAGUACAAUUCAAAAGAGAAAAAGUCUUGCUAAACAGCUAUUAACACCUGGAGAAAACUUCAAACCUUCAGGCUUGAAAGUUGUACAUAGACAUUUAGUUAAUGGAGACAUUCUGAUAUUAAAUCGUCAACCAUCUUUACAUAAACCUAGUAUGAUGGCUCAUAGAGCACGAAUUCUUAAAGGAGAAAAGACUCUCAGGUUGCAUUAUGCAAAUUGUAAAUCUUACAAUGCUGAUUUUGAUGGUGACGAAAUGAAUGCUCAUUUUCCACAAAAUGAAAUAGCUAGGAGUGAAGCUUAUAACAUUUUGUCUGUCAGAAAACAAUAUCUUGUGCCAAAAGAUGGCACACCAUUGAGUGGAUUAAUUCAAGAUCAUGUUAUUUCUGGAGUGAAAAUGUCUUUAAGAGGAACAUUUUUUACAAAAUCAGACUAUCAACAAUUAGUAUUCCAAGCACUAACAAAUCACAAAGGUGAAAUUAAACUCCUUCCACCAACUAUUUUAAAGCCUGUUAGAUUGUGGUCAGGAAAACAAGUCUUGUCUACUAUUAUAAUCAAUAGUAUACCAAAGGGGAAGCCAUAUCUAUCAUUAGAAGGAAAAGCUAAAAUUAACGCAAAGGCUUGGCAGAAAUAUCCUCCCAGACCUUGGAAAGCUGGGGGUAGUAAAUUUCUGAAUGGAGACAAUAUGUCAGAAGCUGAAGUCAUCAUUAGAAAAGGAGAGCUUUUGUCUGGUGUGUUAGACAAAACACACUAUGGUGCAACUCCUUAUGGCUUAGUUCACUGCAUGUAUGAAUUAUAUGGAGGUGACAGUUCUAGUGCCCUAUUAAGUUCAUUUUCAAAAGUUUUUACAUUUUACUUAGAAUGGAUUGGAUUUACCCUCGGUGUCAAAGACAUUCUUGUGGUUGAAGAAGCCAAUAAAAAACGUCAUGAAAUAGUAUGUCUGGUUCGUCAGGCUGGACGAUUGGCCGCCCUAAAGGCAACAGAACUGCCUGGAGAUGUAGAAGACGUUCAAAUAAAUGAAACUAUUGGUGAGAUGUUAACAAAAGAUCCAAAAUUUAGGGCCAAUUUGGAUAGACAGUACAAAAACAUGCUUGAUUCUUACACAAAUAACAUAAACACAGUUUGCUUGACAGAAGGCUUACUUGAAAAAUUCCCUUACAAUAAUUUGCAAUUGAUGGUUCAAUCUGGAGCUAAGGGGUCAACCGUGAACACAAUGCAGAUUUCAUGUUUACUUGGUCAAAUUGAAUUGGAAGGUAAAAGACCCCCUUUGAUGAUAUCAGGACGGUCAUUGCCAAGUUUCCCACCAUAUGAUAUCUCUCCCAGAGCAGGUGGUUUCAUAGAUGGGCGUUUUAUGACCGGUAUACAACCUCAAGAAUUCUUUUUUCACUGCAUGGCUGGUCGUGAAGGUCUUAUUGAUACUGCUGUCAAAACCAGUCGUUCUGGAUACUUGCAGCGAUGUUUGAUAAAACAUUUAGAAAGCUUAAAUGUUGCUUAUGAUCACACAGUAAGAGACUCAGAUGGCAGUGUUGUCCAAUUUGCUUAUGGUGAAGAUGGUCUCGAUGUAUUAAAAUGCCAAUAUUUAAAUAGUAAACAACUGCCAUUUCUGGAUAAAAACUCCAACGCCGUUAUAAAUAAAUCAACAAUAAAGAAAUUAAAAGAAAAUAUUGAUGAAAAAAGUAUUGCUAAAGUCCAAAAAAGUUUUAAAAAAUGGAAAAAGAAAUAUGGCAACCCAUUUGAAAAAGUCCGUGUUAGCGGCUUUACUCAAUUUAGUGCUCAAGCUAAAGAUGAUAUUGUUCUUGAUAAAUCUCCAUCAGACAAAAGCAGAGAUCAAUAUUAUUGGGAACUAGAAAAAAUGUGGCGAUCUCUAGAUGAAGAUGAUAGAAAUCAAUAUAACAAAAAAGCUUGUCCUGACCCAAUGCCUAGUAAAUAUUCUCCAGAAUACAAAUUUGGUGUCAUAAGUGAAAAAUUAGAUAACAUUAUACAACAAUAUUUAAAAAAUCGUUCUGAAAGUGUAUUUGAUAGUAAUACAGACAAAGAAAAGUUUAUUGAAGUAAUGAAUGCUAAAUAUCUCGCCUCAAUGGCUGCUCCAGGUGAGCCUGUGGGACUCUUAGCUGCACAAUCAAUAGGUGAACCUUCUACACAGAUGACACUGAAUACUUUUCAUUUUGCUGGUCGAGGUGAUAUGAAUGUCACUCUUGGUAUUCCGCGUCUUAGAGAAAUCUUAAUGACUGCAUCAGCAAAGCUUAAAACGCCAAACAUGGACAUACCUCUUCGAGCUGACAUUCCAGACAUACAAAAGAAAGCUGAGAAAUUGAGACAGAAACUUAAUAGAGUCACUGUGGCUGAUGUUCUUGAAAAGAUUGAUGUACAGUGUGAAAUAGUCACAGAGCCUGAUAGGCAAUUGAAAACAACAAUGCGUUUUGUAUUUUUACCACAUGCACAAUAUAAACCACAGUAUGUAGUAAAACCUAAGCAAAUUAUAAAACACAUGGAGAGAAAGUUUUUUGAAGAAAUGUUUGGUGUAAUUCGCCGACAUGCAAAAGCUACUUGUGGUGUGCUUUGGUCUUCUGAGAAAAAACAAAACCGUGCUAAAAACAAUGACGAAGAAGAUGACGAAGUCCCAGCAGAAAAAGAUCAAGCUGAUAAUGCCUACGAAAGUUCUGAUGAUGAAGGACCUAAUGAAGAUGAUGACAAUACUGAUGCAAAAAUCCGUAAGAAGAGGUCAGAGGAACAAGAGUACGAAGACCCAGAGUCUGAUGAAGAAGACAAAUCUGAAGACGAAAUAGAAAUCGUUGAAGAAGACUUAAACAAAGACAGCGACGAAAUACAGGAAGUGAAUAAUGGUGAAGCUGAGGUAACAUCUGAAGACACGAAGGUAAUGGCCAAUGUUGUUGAUAGAUUAAAGGAAGCAACCAAUUACACAUUCGACACAAAAAAAUAUCUUUGGUGUGAAUUAACUGUCAAUUUCCCGAUUGAGUUUUUAAGAGUUGAUUUACCACAGGCAAUGAGAGAAGCCGCUGCGAAAUCGAUCGUUCAUGAAGUGAAAAACAUAAAAAGGGCUAUAGUUAAUAAAGAGAAAGAUAUCGUUUAUAUAAAAACUGAAGGCAUUAACAUUCUACAAAUGUUUAAAUAUAACAAUCUUCUUGAUAUGAAUAGAUUGUAUAGCAACGAUAUUCACGCUAUAGCUAAUACAUAUGGAAUAGAAGCAGCCAAUAAAGUUAUAAUAAAGGAAAUUCAAAAUGUAUUUAAUGUAUACGGUAUUACGGUUGAUCCUAGACAUUUGUCGCUUGUUGCCGAUUAUAUGACGUUCAAUGGAGUGUUCGAACCAAUGAGUCGGAAAGGUAUGGAAUCAUCGGCAUCGCCACUUCAGCAAAUGUCGUUUGAGUCCUCGUUGAUAUUUUUGAAAGAUGCUGUUAUUAAUUCAAAGAAAGAUAAUAUACGUUCGGCUUCUAGCUGUCUUAUGGUAGGGCAGCCGUGCCGGAGCGGUACAGGUGCAUUUAGUUUACAACAUUAUAGCAAACUUAUAGAAUAGGAAUAGCAUUACUUAAGUGUAAUUAUUUUGUUAAAUAAACCAUAUUUUGUUAUACCUGUUGAUUUAUUUUAAAAAACUCUGUUGGUUUUAAAAUUCAGUUGAAUAAUAAAUUAAAGAUUCCAGUUCUAA